AUGGCGAGGUUCCAGUCGGUGCGCGUCAAAGUGAGCUGGACAACAUUUUUGACUCUGGCCCACUUCACAUACCUGCUGGUCGGGGCCACCAUCUUCCAGAUCCUGGAGCGAGAGGCUGAGAGCAAGAACCGAAUACACUUCCAACUGGAGAAGUUGAAUUUCUUGGCUAAUUACACCUGCCUGGACGGACCAGCCUUGGAGGAGUUUGUUCAGGUGAUUUUGGAAGCCUGGGAAAAGGGAGUGAAUCCCUCAGGCAACUCAACAAACCCCAGCAACUGGGACUUCAGUAGCUCCUUCUUUUUUGCAGGCACAGUAGUCACAACUAUAGGCUACGGCAACCUCUCCCCCAGCACGGUAUCUGGUCAAGUGUUUUGUGUGUUUUACGCACUGUGUGGAAUCCCCCUGAACCUGGCCUUCCUCAAACAGCUGGGGAAGUGUCUCACUAUCCACCUGGGUCGCCUGGAGAGGGGAAUGGUCUCAGUUGUUCCACACAAGCAAACAGUUGAGGCUCUGGCAGUGAGCUUGUUCUUCAUCACAGGCAGCCUCCUGUUUUUGGUCAUCCCUCCUCUGCUGUUUAGUUACGUGGAAGGCUGGACGUUUGGCGAGGGCUUCUAUUUCACCUUCAUUACCCUCAGCACCAUUGGUUUUGGAGAUUACGUAGUGGGUGAUAAUCCCGACAAAGUAUACCCACAGUGGUACAGUGUCCUCAUGGCCUCGUGGAUCUUCUUCGGCCUGGCCUGGCUGGCCCUCCUCAUCAACCACUCCAUGGACAUCCUGGAGCGGCUCAACGCCCACUUAAAACAGCUCUGGGGUGGACGGGAGCAGGAGGAAGCGCCUGGCAGUGCAGAGGUUGACGACCCAGACACACAGGUGGAGGAGGAAGAUGAGAUCAAGAAGCCUCCAGUAACUCAGGAAACUGAAGUAAUGUGAAGAUAUCAGCAAGCUGACCUAGUUAUAGAUUGAUCUGUCUCUCAACAAAGACAUAGA
Molecule: messenger RNA, 987 nt
Organism: Perca flavescens (yellow perch)
Lineage: Eukaryota; Metazoa; Chordata; Actinopteri; Perciformes; Percidae
Gene: kcnk17
Product: potassium channel, subfamily K, member 17
Exons: 5
Coding region: 1-930 (309 amino acids)
Biological process (GO): potassium ion transmembrane transport; stabilization of membrane potential
Cellular component (GO): plasma membrane
Molecular function (GO): outward rectifier potassium channel activity; potassium ion leak channel activity
Source: RefSeq, a predicted model, not a curated record